Molecule: messenger RNA, 1670 nt
Organism: Rubroshorea leprosula
Lineage: Eukaryota; Viridiplantae; Streptophyta; Magnoliopsida; Malvales; Dipterocarpaceae
Source: the annotation of a GenBank genome assembly
AGCUGCUAAGUUUCCUAAGUGGGGGGAGGCCAUGCAGACUGAACUUAAUGCCUUAGAAGACACUCACACAUGGUCUCUUGUUUCUUUGCCUGCUGAUAAACAGCCGAUUGGUUGCAAAUGGGUUUAUAAAAUCAAAAGGAAAUCUGAUGGCAGCAUCGAUCGAUACAAAGCCCGUCUUGUUGCUAAAGGUUAUACACAAGUUGAAGGUAUUGAUUAUCAUGAUACUUUUGCACCUGUAGCUAAGCUUGUGACAGUUCGGGUUCUUUUGGCUAUUGCUGCUAUGAAACAAUGGUCCCUACAUCAAUUAGAUGUUCAUAAUGCCUUUCUCCAUGGUGAUUUACAUGAAGAAGUGUAUAUGUCAUUGCCUCCUGGACAUCCUCGCAAGGGGGAGCAUGGUCUUGUCUGCAAGUUGAACAAAUCCCUUUAUGGUCUUAAGCAAGCAUCACGCAAUUGGUUUGCCAAAUUUUCUCAUGCUUUACUUGUUAUUGGAUUUACUCAAUCAUUUGCAGAUUACUCUCUCUUUUCUUUGUCUCGUGGAGCUUCAUGUGUUUAUGUCUUGGUAUAUGUUGAUGAUAUGGUAAUUACAGUUGCUUCUUCCCCUCAAGGCCUCUAUCUUUCUCAACGUAAGUACACUAUUGAGCUUCUUAAUGAUGCUGGUCUUCUUGGAUCUCGAACUGCUGAUACACCUAUGGAGCAGAAUCUGAAGCUUCUUCCUUCUGAUGGUUCUCCUCUUAUUGAUGGUUCCAUGUAUCGCCGUCUGAUUGGUCGUCUCAUAUAUCUCACCAUUACAAGGCCGGAUAUCUCCUUUAUAGUAAACACAUUGAGUCAGUUUCUUCAGUCUCCUCAGAAAUGUCACUUGGAUGUAGCACAUCGAUUGCUUCGAUAUUUAAAGAAAACCCCAGGUCAAGGUAUUUUACUUUCUUCUAAGGGAUCUCUCCAGUUGACUGCUUUUUGUGAUUCUGAUUGGGCAAGUUGUCUCACCACUCAACGCUCCACCACCGGUUACUGCAUCUUUCUUAGUAAUAGUCCUAUUUCUAGGAAGAGUAAGAAGCCAAACACAGUCUCUCUUUCUUCUGCUGAGGCUGAGUACCGUGCCAUGGCCACCACAACUAAAGAAAUUAUCUGGUUGCAUAGCUUAUUGUCCACCUUUGGCAUUCAACUUCCUACUCCUACUCCAUUAUAUUGUGACAAUCGAGCUGCCCGUCAUAUAGCUGCUAAUCCUGUUUUCCAUGAAAGAACAAAGCAUCUUGAGAUAGAUUGUCAUGUUGUUCGUGAGAAAUACCAAGUUGGUCUUAUUCUUCCACUCUCCAUUGCUUCUGCAAAUCAACCUGCUGAUAUCUUCACAAAGGCAUUGGGCAAAGACCGCUUCCUCUAUCUUUGUGAGAAGCUGGGCAUUCGGAAUUUUCAUGCUCAAGCUUGAGGGGGAGUAUUGGAGAUAAUUAUGGGUUGCAGAUAAUUAUGGAUUGCAAAUAAUAUUUGGUAUUUAUUUGAAAUAUCUGGUAUAUCUGAAAUAUAUUUGGCAUAUUUGUAUUUAUCUCAUAGAAUUUCUUAGUUAUUAUUUAGUAGGAUUCUCAGCUGAUUUAGCUCAGUUGAUUUAGCCGCCUUUUACUCUUAUUUCUUGUAUAUAUGAUGUACUGAUCUUUUCAAAGUAAUACACUGAAAUAGCAUUC